Hydractinia symbiolongicarpus is the source of this 2914-nucleotide messenger RNA. RefSeq names its product ankyrin repeat and LEM domain-containing protein 1-like. The coding region runs from base 533 to 2575 and encodes 680 amino acids. The record is from RefSeq and is a predicted model, not a curated record. Lineage: Eukaryota; Metazoa; Cnidaria; Hydrozoa; Anthoathecata; Hydractiniidae. The transcript is spliced from 10 exons. Gene Ontology annotation, molecular function: protein binding; endonuclease activity.
GGCACUAGGUUGAGAUCUAUAACUGACCAGUUAAAUAGUUCAAAUGCCAAUCUCGUUCUCCAUUUGAUUUAUGGUGUUCCAGAGAACAACCUCGUCCCCAGAGUUUUUUGCCUUUUUGACAUAGGCGGGCGACGAAAUUACUCUUGGUUGCCGUCAAGUAAGUGUUAGGGGCUUUGACAUAGGCAACAAGCCCUGGGGACGAGGAUGCCCAGAAAGCUCUUCAAGUCCAGUAAAUAUUAUGUAUUAAAAUUUUUAAAAUUUUAUAAGUAAGCGCCUCUCUCUCUCUUCCCGCUUUUUAAAAAAUUGAAAUUUUAAUAAACCAACGCCCCGGGCGCUGAUUUACCGUCACGUAAAUAUCAAACUUGCUAUGCCGGGCGCGAAAGUUAGAAUUUGGUAGCCAUACUGUUCUGAUGUAAACAAAACGACAAUGAAAUGGCACGAAAUAGUUUUUAAAAUCAAAUCACUUUUUUUAAUUGUUACAAAGUUUUUUGAGACUGUUCAGUACAUACAGAAAGACAACUAACUUCAUAAGAUGGAAGAUGAUGAUGAAUUAACUGAAGAACUAGUAUUUGCCACAGCAGCUCAAGAUAUAAGGAGAGUUGAUCAGUUAAUGGAGUGUGGUAUCAGUCCUUGCAGACCUACUAGAGAUGGCACCUGUCCACUUCAUACAGCUGUUGUUCUUGAGUCACCAACUGGUCCUGAAAUUGUAUCAAGAAUGUUAAACUAUGGUGCAGAUCCGAACGUGAAAACAGAUACGGGCUUAUCACCACUGCACAUUGCUGCAAUGUGGGGAAGAGUAGAUACAAUAAACUUGCUCUUAGAUAAUGGUGCGAAUGUUGCAGAUAAGGAUGAAGAUGACAUGAGCGCACUUGAUUAUGCUGAAGAAGCAGAAGAAAUGAAAUAUGAAUGCCUAGAUGCUUUGACACGCUUCCGACCACCCGUGAAACGAAUGAUGCAGCCUAGCCCAGCAGGUUAUACUGCAGAUGCUUCAGAAAACCCCCAUUCAGAACUGCAUUCUGACUUUUCUGCUGAUGAAACAUUUUGGAGUGUAUGGAGCACUCCCCCACAUCUGAAAAUGUCACCUGAUCAAUCGCCUAUUACUUUGCGUAAAAAGAAAUUAUACACAAAAACAUCUGAAGGAAAGAACAACACGCCUCUUGCGAAGAACUCUGCAGCACGUCGCAACUCCAGAUUGUUUGUUCCUGUGUCUUCACCGCUCUCCCAUGAUUGCUCCAAUACAACGUUUAAUCUAGAAUGUAAACACAGAGAGUUAAAAACUAACGGUCAUGUUGGUGUAGUAAGCAACAACAAUAAGAACUUAAAGAAAACAUUUUCUUACACUUCAGAGGAAAAUGAUGAUAAUUUAUUGAUAAAAAACUUUUCGAAUUUGUUAAAUGAAGUCUCUUUCAAUGAGUCCGAGCCUUAUCAUGAUUACCAGGAAAAUAACUCCACAAAGAUGGCAGCUGAAGCUACGGUGGACUAUAGCAACGGCAACAAAUCAGUUUCUCAACUAGUAGAGUAUUAUGAAAAUCCACAUGAAGAUAAGCUUGAUAUAAUGGAAGAAGAAAAACCGUGUUGUCAUGAGUCACCAAACAAAAAAUUGGACCGUUCUAUUUUUGAAGUUGUUGACCUAAAUGAUGACACUUUUAAAGAUGGCGACGACGUGACGAAGAAGAGACGUCAAAGUAUGCUAGAUUUCUCCGGCAUAACCGUUGAUUACGAUUGGAAAGAUGUAAGCCAAAUAAAUGCAACUGUGGAAGCGGAAGAAUAUCUUUUAAAAGUGCCAGACAAUAUAUUAACACUAUCGCCGGUGGAGUUGAGAGCGCGUUUAUUGAAGUUGGGUGAAAAUGUGGGUCCAAUUACGCCCUCAACGAAGAGUUUGUACCAAAGACAUUUGACUCGUCUCGAGAAACAUGAACACAGUUCCAAGCCUGAGAGUAAAUACAAAGAUUACACCGCGGAAAUGAGACUAGUCUUGUCAGGAACAAGCACAGUGACAAAGGCGAAAGGUGACGAACUAGAAGAGGAGAUGGGUUACAUAUUCGAUAAGCCAGAAAAACACACAUGGAGGGAAGGUUCGCAGAAAACAUCUUUUAACUACAUCCUUCUGGAUCCCCGUGUUACGAAGAAUUUACCAAACAGGGCGGUGCAAUUGGCGGAAGUUGAUCGCUUGCGGGUUUUUUGUUCGGCCGUGUUUUAUAUCGGCAAAGGGAAAAGAUCACGACCCUACGAACAUUUUUACGACGCUGCAAAAGAAGAUAAACCCGAAAAGAAGACGGUGAGUAACAAAAUCAAGAUGAUUCGGGACAUAUGGGAAGCUGGAUACGGUGUGGCUUCUGUCCACAUAUUUCACAGUGUGAUUCCAGUGGAGGCCUACACAAGAGAAGCGUGCAUGAUCGAUGCAAUGGGUUUGUCUCGCCUAACCAAUUUAAAAUUUGGUGAUUUUUACGGCCCUGCAGCGGGAUGGAAUUGCAAAAAACGCCGCCAUCUUGGUAUUCAUCUUCUUACAAAGGCUAUGAAUAUUUAUCUGAUCGAAGGAGAGAGACAAAUCAGGAAGAAAGAUUUACAGAAAUGACAAUAGUUUCAACGGAUUAUUGAGAUACAAAAAGUUGUUUCCUCGCGUUUAAUAAUGUUAGUAAUUUUAAAAAUCAGUUUUUGAAUCCUAUUUUAUUUUUUCGUUUUUCAGUAGGUUGAUCAUAAUUUUCGCUUUUGAUUUUUGAUUAUUUUUUUAAUAUUUUGUACGAUCAGGCUAGAAUUUCCUUUAUGUGACACAGCUGACACAAAAAGGUCUAACAUACCUUUUUUAGACAUCUUCCGAAGACGUCUUUUUAGCUCUGAUUAGAUUUAGCGGCGAUUUGUCCGUCUAUAAUGCAUCAUAAAGACGUCAUUUAGAUCUUUUAGAGAUGUAGAAGCG